This is a messenger RNA of Meriones unguiculatus (Mongolian gerbil), 2110 nucleotides long. RefSeq names its product transcriptional adaptor 1 (gene Tada1). Gene Ontology annotation, molecular function: transcription coactivator activity. Gene Ontology annotation, biological process: regulation of transcription by RNA polymerase II. NCBI's taxonomy places the organism in Eukaryota, Metazoa, Chordata, Mammalia, Rodentia, Muridae. Gene Ontology annotation, cellular component: SAGA complex. The record is from RefSeq and is a predicted model, not a curated record. The transcript is spliced from 8 exons. Bases 173 to 1180 code for a protein of 335 amino acids.
GGCGGAGCCGAGAACCAAACAAACGAGAGGGCUCCCGAGCGGCCGGGGGCGGGGCCCACGAGCGUUGCCGAGCCUUCGAGUCCCGAGCGCAGGGCCUUCCGCCGAGUUGAUCUUUCGGUUGCUGGUCGCCGUGGGCCGCGCGGCCUAAGGUCGGGCUGAGACGCGCGCUGCAAUGGCGACCUUUGUGAGCGAGCUGGAGGCGGCCAAGAAGAACUUGAGCGAGGCGCUGGGGGACAACGUGAAACAAUACUGGGCCAACUUAAAGCUGUGGUUCAAGCAGAAGAUCAGCAAAGAGGAGUUCGACCUUGAGGCUCACAGGCUCCUCACACAGGACAACGUCCACUCUCACAAUGAUUUCCUCCUGGCCAUCCUCACACGCUGUCAGAUUUUGGUCUCCACACCAGAGGGUGCUGGAUCUUUGCCCUGGACAGGGGGCUCUGCAGCCAAGCCUGGAAAACCGAAGGGCAAGAAAAAGCUUUCUUCUGUUCGUCAAAAAUUUGAUCAUAGGUUUCAGCCUCAGAACCCCCUUUCUGGAGCUCAGCAGUUUGUGGCAAAGGAUCCCCAGGAUGAUGAUGAUUUGAAACUUUGUUCACACACGAUGAUGCUUCCCACACGAGGUCAGCUUGAAGGACGAAUGAUUGUGACUGCCUAUGAGCACGGGCUGGACAAUGUCACCGAGGAAGCUGUUUCUGCAGUUGUCUAUGCUGUGGAGAAUCACCUCAAAGAUAUCCUGACUUCAGUUGUGUCGAGAAGGAAAGCUUACCGGGUACGAGAUGGCCAUUUUAAAUACGCCUUUGGUAGUAAUGUGACCCCACAGCCGUACCUGAAGAAUAGUGUGGUGGCUUACAACAACCUGGUUGAGGGCCCUCCAGCCUUUGCUGCUCCCUGUGCCAGUCAGAACCCAGCUUCUCACCCACAUCCUGACGAUGCUGAACAGCAGGCGGCAUUCCUGUUGGCAUGCUCCGGCAACACACUACCUGCUUCUUUGCCUCCAGUGAACAUGUAUGACCUUUUUGAAGCUUUGCAGGUCCACAGGGAAGUCAUUCCUACACAUACUGUGUAUGCCCUUAACAUUGAAAGGGUCAUCAUGAAGCUCUGGCAUCCCAACCACGAGGAGCUGCAACAGGACAGAGUCCACCGCCAGCGCUUGGCAGCGAAAGAAGGACUUCUGCUCUGCUAAAUUAGAACUUGAAGAUUUGGGAUCAUCACUAAGUUAACUGGUUCCUGAAAAUGGAACGCUUUUGCGUCCACAUUUCAAAACUGAAGUGUAUAGUGUAUGUAUAACCUUUCCUAUGGAAAUGUGACAUUGAGUGCAUUUUGUGUUGCUACUGUGAAGCCAUUAAUAUAUGUGACUGAUAGACCUACCUGUGUGUCUCUGUGUCCCCAGAUAAAGGAGCAAACAUUGUGCGGUGCCUGGAUAGGGAUAUUAAGUCAGCUGAGGUGUAGAACCUCUGCUCUGCUGGUAAGCUAGGUGACAUCCUAGAAUAAAGAUGCUAUUGUAGCUCAGUCCCCAUGAUUAGCAGGACUGUGUUCAGUGAUGUGUGUUCUGUAUUGGGCAGUUUAAAAGCUGCCUUUCCUGAAGAACUGUACUCUGCAUAUUGGUGGAAUAACCUAGUGUUAGUCAGAACCCUUUAGUGACUAGUUAGCAGCUAGGGAUGUUACCAAGCAACCCAGUUUCACUCUAGAGAACAGGAUCUGGAGAUGUGGUUCUUUCUUUGCAUUUAUUACUCUAGUCCAAUUCUUAGAAUGCAGUUAUCCUUAGUGUUCUCUUGUAAUUCAGUUGUUUUAGCAGUAGUGUCCAAAGGCGGAUAAGCUUGUUAAUCCCAUAGAAUAUUUUCAUGAAUCUUAGAAACUCAUUUUCCUAUUUCUACGUCUGUUUUGCCCUUUCAAGUGGUACUGUGAGCUCACAGUUGACAGUGUUACUGGUAACCAACUUGUUUUAAAGCUAUGUUGCUUUUCAUUCAUGUAGUAUUGAUGGAUAAGUUAGGUGUAUAGAUGGGUUUUCAGAGGCCAAAACAGUAAGUACAUGUUUUUUUUUGGUGUUCCUGUAUCUGGAUCUGUGGAUUUGAUUUUGUAUUUUAAAUGUGACAAAUAAACAUUUUGGGAGAAA